AGGGUGGUACAAUAGCCCUGUUAUGCCGUAAUGCGGAGAGCUUGCUGCUAACUCUGGGAAAUACUGUCCCCCAAAAAAUACCGUUUUACUAAGAGUCUGCGGUGUUUUAUAUGUGAGGAAUUGGGUGAUAGAAAUCACGAGUCUCAGUAAGCUGCAGAAUUUACCGCUGCCCCAAGGGAUGAGAGGAGGUUGGUUGGAGUGCACCAGAGGGAGACUUUGUGACGUGACAUUUAUGGAUACGUCAGGAUGAAACGGCUCAGGUCUUCAAGCAGCAGUGACAGUUCUGACAAUGAGAGUCCUUCCACCUCAUUCUGCUCCUCCAACAAGUAUGGAAGCAAACCUGGAACCCCUGCUCCCAUGCCCAAGAAACCAGCAGAGGUGUUCAGGAAAGACCUGAUCAGUGCCAUGAAGCUGCCAGACUCUCACCAUGUCUCCCCUGAAGACUAUUACCUGCUGGGGGACACCUGGAGACAGGAGUGGGAGAAGGGGGUGCAGGUGCCCGCCUUCCCUGAAACCAUCCCACACGCCUCUAUCAGGAACAUAGCAGAGAAGCCUCAGGAGGUGUUGUUCACCCUACAGAAGAGGUAUAUCCAGUGUUGGAGUCAGGCCUCGACAGAGACGGGUUACGUUAACAUCAAGGAGCUGGCCGAGGCCAUGUGCUCUUAUGACCUGGAUAACAUGGACCUCUACUGGUUGCAGGCACUCAACGCUGAGCUGGGACACAUGGGGGAGGGGCCUGUAGACGAGCUGACAAUGGAGCGCACCAUGGAGGCAUUGGAGCGUCAUUGCCAUGACAACAUGAACCAUGCCAUCGACACCGUAGAAGGGCUGGGCAUCGAGUACGACGAGGAUGUCAUCUGUGACGUGUGUCGCUCCCCCGACAGCGAGGAGGGCAACGACAUGGUCUUCUGUGACAAAUGUAACAUCUGUGUUCAUCAGGCGUGUUAUGGUAUAGUGAAGGUGCCAGAUGGUAACUGGCUGUGCAGGACGUGUGUCCUGGGCAUCGACCCCCAGUGUCAGCUGUGCCCCAUCAAGGGAGGGGCGAUGAAGGCUACGAGGGCGGGCACCAAGUGGGCACACGUCAGCUGUGCCCUGUGGAUCCCUGAGGUGAGCAUAGCUUGUCCAGAGAGGAUGGAGCCCAUCACCAAAGUGUCUCACAUCCCCCCCUCCCGCUGGUCUCUCAUCUGCAGCCUCUGUAAACUGAAGACUGGUGCCUGUAUACAGUGCUCAGUGAAGAACUGCACCAUCCCGUUCCAUGUGACGUGUGCCUUCGAGUACAGCCUGGAGAUGAAGACUGUCCUGGAUGAAGGAGACGAGGUGAAGUUCAGGUCCUACUGCCUGAAGCACAGCAAGCCCAAGAACCAGGCCUCCUCCGACCCACCAGCCCCCGGCCUCAGCCCCUGUCAGCCAGCCCACAACAAGCAGUCCAAGGCAGGGGAGCCAGGCUCCGGUCUCAGUCCGGCCCGGCCCAAACCCCCAGUAGACCCAGAGAGGGGGGGCCUGAGGGCCCAGAGGUUACUAGAACUAGAGGAGGAGUUUUCUACUCUGAUUCACCCUGAGGAGCUGGCCCUGAACCUGGGCCUCCCUCCCAGCCUGCUGGACUUCAUCUACCAGUACUGGAAACUGAAGAGGAAGAGCAACUUUAACCGUGCUCUGCUGCCCCCUAGUGAGGAGGAGGGUAACCUGCUGCUGUUGCCUCAUGAAGACAGCAUCCACACACGGAUGAGGAUGUUCAUGCACCUCCGACAGGACUUAGAGAGGGUGAGGAACCUGUGUUACAUGGUGAGUCGGAGGGAGAAGCUGAAACUGUCUCAGAGCAAGGCCCAGGAGCAGAUCUUCAACCUCCACGUCAAACUGCUCAACCAGGAGAUCUCCGCUGGUCUGCCGGUGGACAGCAUGUUGUUCCGGCCUCCUCCCAGAAUCACCCUGAAGCUGAAGAUGCCCAAAGUGUCGCUGGGUAAUGGGAAGACCGGCUCCAAGUCAGGCAACGGCCCUCUCUGUCCAGAUAACAGCGGGAAUGUUCACGAACGUAGUGGGGGAGGGAAGGGGCUGGGGAAGGAGGGAGGGGGCCUGGGAGGGGGGCUGGGAAAGGGUAAGGGGGGAGGGUUGGGUAAAGGAGGAGGGAAGCCUCUGCUCCAUGGGCGAGGCAGGAGAGAGGAGCGCUCCAAUGGCAGUCUACUGUCAACCUCUACCUCAGGUCAGUCAUGUAGAGAGAGCAGUACCACCACUGGACCAGCACUGACCAACAGCAUGCCCAGAGGCUCAGCCCUGCCUAUCAAAUCUACUGGCAAGCCCCUGACUGGCAAAAGCUUAACGGGUAAACCCCUGGUGCUCCACGGCCAUUCCUCCAAUGGAAAUGUUAAACUGGACCCAGACCGAGCUGGCCACAUCCCCAAAUCCAACGGAGUGAUGGAGAAGAUGGUGGGCGUGACCCAGAAGGACACUGCCUGUCAGACCCCCAGUGAACAGGAAGCUGGUGUGGGGUCAGGGGGCAAGGGCAGCCAGUCAGCCAGCUUCAGGAGGUCAACCAUAGAGCACUUCAGCCGGUCAUUCAAGGAGGCGACAGUCAGUUUGGUGCGGACCACGGAGGACCUGCGGGGGGACAAGGUGUCCCAGGGGGGUAAAGGCUCCAGAUCAGCCCAGGACCGGCCCUGGGCCAAACCAGCUCCUGGAGGCCCCCAGGGACUCGGAGGUACCAGACCAGCCCAGGACCGACCCUGGGCCAAACCAGCUCCUGCAGGCCCCCAAGGAGCCUGUGGUACCAGAUCAGCCCAAGACCGACCCUGGGCCAAACCAGUUCCUGCAGGCCCCCAAGGAGCCAGUGGUACCAGACCAGCCCAGGACCGACCCUGGGCCAAACCAGCUCCUGCAGGCCCCCAAGGAGACAGUGGUACCAGACCAGCCCAGGACCGACCCUGGGCCAAACCAGCUCCUGCAGGCCCCCAAGGAGCCAGUGGUACCAGACCAGCACCCUACCAGGAGACAGACGGAUACUGCCCUGACCUGGAGCUCAGUGACUCGGAGCCAGAGGCUCAAGGUCAGAGGUGGAGGCAGGGUAGGGGUGACUCGGGGGGCCAGGCAGGAGGAGACUACAGCAGGGGGAACAGCAGAGGGAAGCAGGGCCUGGGGGGGUCCAGUAGAACCUCAGCACAGAGGUGACAACCCUGACCCCUCACCUACUGUAGACACUGGCCCCAGCUCUGUCAUCGCUCUGUCAUUCCCUCUCUGACCACUGGAGCCCUGACCAGCCAUAGAGCAGCAGGGGCCAAUCGCAGCCAUCUAUUGGUAAACUGGGACAUCUAUCGGUCAACUGGGACCUGGGCCCCCUACACUGGCUGGGGCAUCUAUCUAUUGGUCAACUGGGACCAGGGCCCCCUACACUGGCUGGGGCAUCUAUCUAUUGGUCAACUGGGACCAGGGCCCCCUACACUCGCUGGGGCAUCUAUCUAUUGGUCAACUGCGACCAGGGCCCCCAACACUGGCUGGGGCAUCUAUAUAUUGGUCAACUGGGACCAGGGCUCCCUACACUGGCUGGGGCAUCUAUCUAUUGGUCAACUGGGACCAGGGCCCCCUACACUGGCUGGGGCAUCUAUCUAUUGGUCCGCUGAGACACAUACAGACAGGAGCAAAGGACCGAUGCAUGGCGGGCGUCCUCGCCCAGAUCAUCACCUCAAUGGGACUCCGCCGUGUGUCCUCCUCUUACGGAUCCUCUCUCUCUCUCCAUGCUCGCUGUGAGCGGAGCAGUGUUGUACUGUCUUCUGAGAUUAAACGACUUGUCGGUUUA
Messenger RNA from Oncorhynchus masou masou (cherry salmon), 3784 nucleotides. RefSeq names its product protein Jade-3-like. NCBI's taxonomy places the organism in Eukaryota, Metazoa, Chordata, Actinopteri, Salmoniformes, Salmonidae. Gene Ontology annotation, biological process: regulation of transcription by RNA polymerase II. The transcript has 13 exons. The record is from RefSeq and is a predicted model, not a curated record. Gene Ontology annotation, cellular component: histone acetyltransferase complex. Bases 247 to 3159 code for a protein of 970 amino acids.